Messenger RNA from Pomacea canaliculata, 1539 nucleotides. Its product is annotated as leukocyte elastase inhibitor-like. Bases 31 to 1401 code for a protein of 456 amino acids. NCBI's taxonomy places the organism in Eukaryota, Metazoa, Mollusca, Gastropoda, Architaenioglossa, Ampullariidae. The record is from RefSeq and is a predicted model, not a curated record. The transcript has 7 exons. Gene Ontology annotation, molecular function: serine-type endopeptidase inhibitor activity.
GGACGAGAGACUAGUUUCGCCACGUGUGCAAUGUCUUGUGUAACUAAUCAUCCUGCACCACGAGGCGCAUACUGGUACAGCGAUCGUCAGAUAAGGUCAGCAUCCGACAUAUAUUGCGAGGGUGUUACAGGCUCCAUCAGACUGCAGCUCUUCUCUCCAGCCAUCAUGGGUGUGGUCAGGGUGGUGGUAGCUGUGCUUCUGCUGGGUGUCCUGCUACACUCCGAAGGCCAGGUGACUUCCUCUCGUGAUGGUAGACACAGGACCCGAACAUCUUCACUCUCUCAGUCUGUGACGUCAUUCGGAGCCUCGCUUUACCGCCAGCUGACAUCCGGGAACUUGGACAACCUCAUCUUCUCUCCUUUCAGUGUCUUCGUGGCUCUCACCAUGACUUUGUUAGGUGCUGACGGCAUCACAAAGCGAGAACUAAUGACAGUUCUGUCCGUGGGGCCGCAGCAAGGUGUUCAUCAGACACUGCACAAUGCCAUUGCCUCCUUUCAGACUGGUCUUGACCCUGUGACCAACCUGACCUUACGUGUUGCCAACGCCGUGUACUACAACCAGUCCCGGAUCACGGUGUUACCUGGAUUCUCACAGAACAUCCAGAGGCUCUACGGGGAAGCACUUAAGCCUUUCGAGGAACAGGACCCCGAGGCAGCCAUUAACUCCUGGGUGGAGGAAGUGACGGAUGGAAUGAUCCAGAACCUCCUUCCACCUGGUCACAUCGCAGAGUCCGACACCAUUCUCAUGCUUCUCAAUGCAGUCUUCUUCGAGGGACUUUGGGCAAGCCAGUUCAGUGGAGACCACACGAGUGACUCCAACUUUACCACGACGACGGGAACUGUUGUGCAAGUUCCUAUGAUGUAUCAGCCUAACGCUCCUAUCGGACUGAAGAACAUCGAGGAAUUGAACGCACAGGUGGUUGAACUGUCGUACACGGGGUACCGAUUCAGCCUCUUUUUGGUCAUACCCAACACCUGGGAUGGUUUGAUGAACCUGGAGAGACGCCUGAAUGGUCAGAUGCUCAACAACAUCGUGAACGACAUGCCGGGCACAGUUCAAGCAGAUCUUUCUCUGCCAAAAUUUCGUCUAAGGACUCGCUGGACACUCAAUGAACAUCUCCAGGCCAUUGGCUUGCGGUCUGCCUUCUCCAAUACAGCGAACUUCCGCCGACUGUCGAGCAGCCCCAUUACAAUCAGCAAAGUUUUUCAAGAAGCCGUCAUAGAGGUGACUGAGACUGGAAGCAGGGCGGCAGCUGUAACCUCCGUCAUGUCUGAGUCCUACUCUCUCGUGUUACACAGGGUCGUAGUGAACAAGCCGUUUGUGUUCAUUCUUCGUGAUAAGAUUUCAGGGCUCAACAUUUUCAUGGGCAGAGUAUCCGACCCUUCCCAACAAAGUCCGUAGUACGUGAUUAGGAUCCACGCUUAUUUCCCCUUUCACAACAUUAUACUUCUAACUGUUAUUGGAUCUGUAAGUAUAUCGCAAUAUUUUCAAUCCGGUUGUAUCAGUGCUCUAUACAGUCGUAAACGUUAAUAAAAGAAA